This is a messenger RNA of Penaeus chinensis, 1909 nucleotides long. Its product is annotated as glucose dehydrogenase [FAD, quinone]-like. Lineage: Eukaryota; Metazoa; Arthropoda; Malacostraca; Decapoda; Penaeidae. Bases 62 to 1909 code for a protein of 615 amino acids. Gene Ontology annotation, molecular function: flavin adenine dinucleotide binding; oxidoreductase activity, acting on CH-OH group of donors. The transcript has 13 exons. The record is from RefSeq and is a predicted model, not a curated record.
AAAAAAAAAAAAGAUAUAUCCCCAAAGAAUUAAAACAAGUCCAGACUCAAACAGAAGCAAGAUGUUUAAUUUCUUCAGCUCCGUCCCAACCCGCGUGUUACUCGACGCGGUUCUCCCUGUCCUGCGGUUCCUAUUGGCUUCGGUGAUGAAAGAAGCGUUGCUUGCAGCCUCGGAUCUUCGACCUCCGGAAAAACUCACUGUGCAAUACGACUUUAUUGUCGUGGGCGGGGGCACGGCCGGAAGUGUGCUGGCCGCGAGACUUGCCGAAGUGAGCUGGUGGCGAGUGCUGGUGCUGGAGGCCGGAGGGACGCCGCCUCUAGAGAGCUACGUACCUGGCCUCGAAGGGCUUGGGUACCUUCGGGGCAACAACAAUUGGGAUUACGUCACGGAGCGUCAGAGGAACGCUCUCAAGAAUUAUGACGGUCAGAGCACACCUAUUCUCCAAGGGCGCGUUCUAGGAGGGUCCAGCACUACCAACGAAAUGCUUUACGUCCGUGGGAAUCGUCGAGACUUCGAUCACUGGGCUGAGCUCGACAACCCUGGCUGGGACUACGAAUCCGUGCUCUACUACUUUAGGAAAGCGGAGGACUAUCGUGGUGGACACAUGGGGGACACAGAGGAAUACCAUGGGAGAGGAGGGCCCUUACCUGUAUCCCCUCACCCAAGGAAAGAGGGUCUCACGCAGGCCUUCUUCGAUGCUGCCCAUGACCUUGGUUGCCCUACGGUCGACCCCAACGGACCUGACCAACUAGGGAUAUCUGGAACCUACCACGUCAUCGGGAACGGCAGUAGAUCUUCGACGGCGGAAACCUAUUUAAGACCUGCAGCUUCUUGGCCAAACCUUCACAUUCUUCACAGUGCUACAGUCUUGAAGAUCGUAUUUACGAAGGACAAGAGAGCAGCUGGAGUCGUGUUCGAACAUGCUGGACAGGUGUCCGCAGCGUUUGCACAGCGGGAGGUCAUCGUAACAACAGGUGCCUUGGCGUCUCCGAAGCUGCUUAUGGUGUCAGGUAUCGGGCCCGCUCGCCACCUCGCUCGCCACAACGUGGAAGUGAUAGCAGACAUCCCAGGCGUCGGCCAGAACCUGCAGGACCACCUAGGGGUAUUCGGACUCACCUGGACAGUCAGCCAAGGUUCUCUCCCUCUGCUGGGUACGAGUCUCAGCGCGGAUGCAGUCAAGAGCUAUGUGAAGGCUAGGGGAGGUCCUUACGCAGCGCCCUUGGGGGACCACAGCAGCGCCUGGGUCAAGGUCACGGAAGGAGGCCAUGAGGAUCUCCCUGACGUGGAGGUCCGGCUCUCUCCUGCCGCCCAGCACCUCGAUCUGGGACUCUUCUCGCCGCACGUCUACAGGAUGGAUAAGCUGAAAUAUAAAAAAUAUUACAUACCCCUCUUUGGUCGGGAAGGAUUCACACUACUGCCUAACCUCCUGAGACCGAAAAGUCGGGGAUCGGUCACACUUCGGUCAAGAAACCCGGCGGACUUGCCUGUCAUUGAUCCAAAUUACUUGAGUCACCCUGAUGAUCUUGAUGCGUUGGUUGCGGGUAUCAAAAUUGCAUUAAAGUUGGGCAACGCAACAGCCUUCAUCGAGAAAUUUGGUGCCGAAUUCCACGAUAAGCCAGUCCCAGGUUGUAAAUUGAAACCAUACGGCUCCGACGACUACUGGGCCUGCUAUGUACGUCACAUGGCAUCCUCCUUCUGGCACCCGGCUGGCACCUGCAAAAUGGGACCCGUCUCCGACCCGAACGCCGUGGUAGAUCACAAACUCAGGGUGCGCGGCGUGUCUGGACUGCGAGUCGUGGAUGCCUCUGUCAUGCCCCUAAUCACAUCCGGUCCCAUCCUGGCGCCGGUUAUCAUGAUCGCCGAAAAAGCAGCAGACGAUGUCAAGAAGGAAUGGGGGAUCGAUGUCUGA